GAAAGAAAGAAAAAAACAAUUAAAAAGGCCGGAAAAUUUAAGGCUGGCCAUUAUUCUCUUUCUUUUUAUUUUCAGUUGACCACACCGCCAAAAACCCCACCACCAUCCCCAUUCCGCCGUAAAUUUUCUGCCGUUCCCAAGACAAAAAGUCCCCACCCCGCCGUGGAAAACUUUUUCCCACCUGAUUUACCGCCGAGAGAACCAAAUGCUAAGCACAAAAUUACUACCAAACAUUGGCCGUACAAGAGCAACCUUUACAAGCAAGUGCCUCCGCUUCACUACACCAACCACUACUUCACUAACACUAGACUCGUACCGUGAAACCAGUUUUCAGUCAAAUGUUUACGCACGUAACAGAGUAAUAGACAAUCAAAUCAAAUCUGGGGCUUUAAAUACAGCCCUCAAACUGUUCGACGAAAUGCCCAUUCGUGAUGUUGUUACUUGGAACUUGGUAAUUUCCGGGUGUGGCCGUUAUGGACAUCCAAGUCAAGCUCUGUGUCUCUAUAACCAAAUGAUUUCCCAGGGGAUUAAAGAAAGUGGGUCCACUCUUUCAUCUGUUUUGAGUAUAUGUUGCGAUGCGGGGUUGUAUGAUGGGGGAAUCCAAGUUCACAGUAGGGUGAUUGUAUUGGGAUUCAGUAUGAACCAUUAUGUAGCAAGUUCUCUUGUUGAUCUUUAUAUGCAUAUCGGUCUUGUUGGUUUGUCUUUGAAGUUGUUCAAUGACUUGUCACAUCGGAACUUAGCUGUAUGGAAUUCGGUUUUACAUGGAUUUUGUGAACUGGGUCGAUCAAACGAUUUGUUGGGUUCAUUUUUCAGUAUGAAUUUGGAGGGUGUUGAGCCUAAUGGGCUCAGUUUUUGUUAUUUGAUUCGUGGGUGUGGUAGUGAGAGGCUUUUGGAUGAAGGGAAACAGUUGCAUUGUUGUGCAUUUAAACUAGGAUGGGUGGCAGCAAAUUUAUUUGUUGCGAAUGCUUUGGUAGAUUUUUAUUCUGCUUGUGGUUGCUUCGUUGAUGCAAAGAAAUCAUUUGAAACAAUCCCACUUGAGGAUGUGAUCUCGUGGAACUCGGUUGUUUCUGUCUAUGCUGAAAAUGGGUUUGUGCUUGAUGCUCUUGAAAUGUUCACCUGGAUGCAGCUAUGGGGGAAGAGGCCAUCAGUUCGUUCAUUUUUGGGGUUCUUGGGUUUAUCAAGUUGGACUCAAAAUCUCAUCAUAGGGAGGCAAAUUCACUGUUGUGUCCUAAAAUCGGGUUUCGACUGUGGAAGUGUUCAUGUUCAAUCUGCUUUGAUCGAUAUGUACGGAAAAUGUGGUGAGAUCGACAAUUCAGUAUCAUUGUUUGAGAGUGUUCCAGCGAGAAGUCUGGGUUGUUGUAACUCACUAAUGACAUCUUUAUUGUAUUGUGGCAUCAUAGAAGACGUGGUGGAGAUGUUUGGUUUGAUGCUUGAUGAAGGAAUUGGAUUUGAUGAAGUAAGUCUCUCCACGACACUGAAAGCAUUAUCAGUGUCUAUUUCCGGAAGUUUGGCUAGCUGCACAUUGGUGCACUGUUGCGCGAUUAAAUCAGGUUUUGAAUCUGAAAUUGCAGUCUCAUGUUCAUUGAUCGAUGCAUAUUCCAAAUCUGGUCAUGUCACACUUUCUCAACAAGUUUUUGAGAAACUUUCUUCACCAAAUGUCAUUUGCUUCACAGCAAUCAUUAAUGGAUAUGCCCGGAAUGGAAUGGCAAGAAAAUGCCUUGAACUUCUUGGCAUAAUGAUCCAAAGGGGUUUGAAACUUGAUAAAGUGACAUUCUUGGCUGUUUUAAUAGGGUGCGACCAUGCGGGGCUUGUUGAAGAAGGGAAAAUGGUGUUCGAUUCAAUGAAAUCCAUCCAUGGUAUCGAACAAGAAAGGCAGCAUUAUUCAUGUCUGGUUGAUCUUCUUGGUCGUGCAGGUUUACUAGAUGAAGCCGAAGAGUUGAUAAAACAAGCACCGGUGAAGGGUGCAUCUGUAAUGUGGAGCUCGCUACUGCAUAGUUGUAGGGUCCACAAAAAUGAAACGGUGGGACAUAGAGCAGCGGAAAUCUUGAUGGAGCUUGAACCAGAAAAUCACGCGGCUUGGUUUCAAGCUUCGAAAUUUUAUUCUGAAAUUGGAGAUUUUGAAAUGUCAGUUCAAGUUAAAGAGAUUGCGAUGGCUAAGAAGAUGAGGAAGGAGAUUGGUUACAGUUUGAUUGAAGUGAAUGAUCACAUUUGCCACUGAAAUGUAUCAAAGGGACAAAUCGUUUAAAAGAAACCAUUUCGUCUGAGAACAUUGCUGUUUUUGAAGAGCUUGAAAGCUUCAACAUAGAAGAAGGAGAUGAUAUUGAAAAUUUUGAAUUGCCAUUCUGGAAGAGUGAACAUGGUAGCAAGGUUCUUGUGAAUGUUGAUG
Messenger RNA from Rhododendron vialii, 2386 nucleotides. RefSeq names its product pentatricopeptide repeat-containing protein At2g27610. Gene Ontology annotation, molecular function: protein binding; RNA binding. The transcript has 2 exons. Bases 206 to 2218 code for a protein of 670 amino acids. NCBI's taxonomy places the organism in Eukaryota, Viridiplantae, Streptophyta, Magnoliopsida, Ericales, Ericaceae. The record is from RefSeq and is a predicted model, not a curated record. Gene Ontology annotation, biological process: RNA modification.